AUGGCCGCGCCACCAGUGUUGAUAACAUGUGUUAUGUUUUGCAGCUCUUUCAUGGUGCUUAAUAUUGUGUUAGCAAAUAACUUUUAUCAAGAUUUUGACAUUGUUUUUGGAGAUGGCGGUGCCAAGAUCCUCAACAAUGGCCAUCUUCUUACUCUUUCUCUCGACAAAGCCUCUGGCUCAGGCUUUCAAUCCAAGAAUGAGUAUCUAUUUGGCAAGAUAGAUAUGCAACUCAAACUUGUCGCUGGAAACUCUGCCGGCACUGUCACUUCCUACUAUUUAUCUUCUCAAGGAUCAACUUGGGAUGAGAUAGAUUUUGAGUUCUUGGGAAAUUUAAGUGGCAAUCCUUACAUUCUUCAUACAAAUAUAAUAACUCAAGGCAAAGGUGACAGAGAGCAACAAUUCUAUCCCUGGUUUGACCCUACUGCAGAUUUUCACACCUAUUCAAUUCUUUGGAGCCCCCAUGCAAUCAUCUUUUAUGUUGAUAACAUACCCAUCAGAGUGUUCAAAAACCUGGAGAAAAUCACUGUACCGUACCCAAAAAACCAGCCCAUGAGGAUCCACUCAAGUCUCUGGAAUGCAGAUGACUGGGCAACAAGAGGUGGUCUCGUCAAAACAGAUUGGACUCAGGCUCCUUUCACAGCUUCUUUCAGGAACUUCAAUGACGCCCAAGGUUGUAUAUGGCGUUCCGGGUCAAAUUCUCAUUGCACUUCAAAGACUUCCCCGUCAUGGUUCAAUUUAGAGCAGCUUGAUUCAACGAGCCUGGAGAAACUCAAGUGGGUUCAAAAGAACUACAUGGUUUACAAUUAUUGUACAGACAAAAAGCGUUUCCCAAGAGGCUUCUCUCCUGAGUGUGCUGCCACUGGCGCGCCAUAAAGAGAUGGAAUGCACGAGAUUUUGUGCAAAAAUUUAAUACUUUAUUAUUACUUUUCUUGCUU
Messenger RNA from Pistacia vera, 935 nucleotides. RefSeq names its product xyloglucan endotransglucosylase/hydrolase protein 24-like. Gene Ontology annotation, biological process: xyloglucan metabolic process; cell wall biogenesis. Gene Ontology annotation, cellular component: cell wall; apoplast. Gene Ontology annotation, molecular function: hydrolase activity, hydrolyzing O-glycosyl compounds; xyloglucan:xyloglucosyl transferase activity. The transcript has 3 exons. The record is from RefSeq and is a predicted model, not a curated record. Bases 1 to 873 code for a protein of 290 amino acids. Lineage: Eukaryota; Viridiplantae; Streptophyta; Magnoliopsida; Sapindales; Anacardiaceae.